AUGAGCGGCGCGGAGACCGGUCCCGAGGAGACGCCGGUGCCUUCUGCCUCGUCCGCGCCGGGAGCUCCGGAGGGCGCUGGCCCCCUGAUCCCGGUGCCCGUAGCCCCCCGCAAGCCACCCAGGAGGGGGCCCAAAGUGCAGCAGGAGCGCCCCAAGCGGGCACUCUUCUGUCUCUCCCUCAACAACCCCUUGAGGAAACUGUGCAUCAGCAUAGUCGAGUGGAAACCGUUCGAAUGGAUGAUCCUGACCACGAUUUUCGCCAACUGCAUCGCGCUGGCGGUCUACACGCCUUAUCCCAGUGGCGACUCGAACUACACAAAUUCAGUUCUAGAAAAGAUUGAGUACAUCUUCCUGGUGAUAUUCACGGGCGAGUGCGUGAUGAAAAUCAUCGCUUACGGCUUCGUAAUGCACCCUGGCUCCUACCUUCGGAACGGGUGGAACCUGCUCGACUUCACCAUAGUCGUAAUAGGAAUGGUCAGCACAGUGCUGUCAAGUAUAUUCAAGGACGCGUUCGACGUCAAGGCGCUACGGGCAUUCAGAGUUCUGCGACCACUGCGUCUCGUGUCUGGUGUGCCCAGUUUGCAGAUAGUGUUAAACUCCAUCCUCAAGGCCAUGGUGCCACUGCUUCACAUCGCGUUGCUGGUCAUCUUCGUGAUCAUCAUCUACGCCAUCAUUGGCCUCGAACUGUUCUCCGGCAAGAUGCACAAGUCCUGUUAUAGCAGAGUAACGAACGAGAUAAUGGAAUCGCCCCAUCCGUGCGACGACAACAAUGGCUUCAACUGCUCCACCAUGGGCGAGGAGAUGGAGUGCAGGGAUGGCUGGAUAGGCCCCAACUUCGGCAUCACCAAUUUCGACAACUUCGGCCUGUCCAUGCUCACCGUGUUCCAAUGCAUAACGCUCGAAGGUUGGACGGACGUUAUGUAUAAUAUACAAGACGCGAUGGGGAACAGUUGGGAGUGGAUAUACUUCAUAUCGAUGGUGAUAUUGGGUGCGUUUUUCGUCAUGAACCUGAUUCUCGGUGUGUUGUCUGGAGAGUUCUCCAAGGAAAGAGAAAAGGCGAAGAACCGGGGCGACUUCCAGAAGCUACGAGAGAAACAGCAGCUGGAAGAAGAUCUCAAGGGUUAUCUGGACUGGAUCACCCAAGCCGAGUAUCUCGAACCACUUGCCGAUCAGAACGACACAACUGACCAAAAAAGAGACUAUGGGCUCGCAGGUCAGAGCACAAAUGAAAAUGACUCCACGGACAACUUAGGAAUAGAGGUGACUGAACUGAAGAAGAAGAUGUCUAUCGGAGAAUGCUGGCAGAAGGAUUUCGAAAAAGUGAACCGACGCAUGAAACGCGCCUGCCGCCGCGCUGUCAAAUCGCAGACCUUCUACUGGCUCAUCAUCGUGCUGGUCUUCCUUAACACCGUGGUUCUGGCUAGCGAACAUUACCAACAGCCAGAGUGGUUGGAUUUAUUUCAAGAGUAUGGCAACGCAUUUUUCGUGGCUCUAUUCACCCUCGAAAUGUUGGUUAAAAUGUACAGCUUAGGUCUGCAGGGUUACUUCGUAUCGCUGUUUAAUCGGUUCGACUGCUUCGUGGUGAUUGGCUCCAUUAGCGAGAUGGUGCUGACGAAGACGGAGGUGAUGCCACCGCUGGGUAUCUCGGUGCUGCGCUGCGUCAGGCUGUUGAGGGUUUUCAAGGUCACCAAAUACUGGCGUUCGCUAUCCAACCUGGUGGCGUCGUUGCUCAACUCGAUACAGUCGAUCGCGUCCCUCCUGCUGCUGCUGUUCCUCUUCAUCAUGAUCUUCGCGCUCCUCGGGAUGCAGGUGUUCGGCGGGAAGUUCAACUACGACCCGGUCGAGGAAAAGGACCGGCACAACUUCGAUUGUUUCUGGCAAGCGCUCCUGACCGUGUUCCAGAUAUUAACGGGUGAAGACUGGAACGCUGUCAUGUAUGAGGGGAUCAAAGCGUACGGUGGAGUCGGUUCAGUAGGAAUAUUGGCAUGCAUUUAUUUCAUCAUACUCUUCAUCUGUGGUAACUACAUCUUGCUGAACGUCUUCUUGGCCAUUGCUGUAGAUAAUUUAGCCGAUGCAGAGUCUUUGACGAACAUUGAAAAAGAGGAAGGCCAAGCAGCUGAAGAAAAGGACAGCGGUAGUGUGAUAGUGGAAGGUGGUGCCGCUGAUACAGAUGAUGAAUAUAUCCACGAUGAUGACGCAUAUACAACUGAUAACUCCGAUCGCGAUUAUGAAGAAACAGGGUCAGAAGGUGAGCAACAAGAUGAAAUUGAUGUUGAAGAGGAUGAAGAAGUGGGAGAAGAAAUUGGAGAAGAAAGAUUAGAAGAAGAACAAGAAAGAGAAGAUCACGAAAUGAUGGAAAGCCAUCAAAGGAACCAUAUAGUGAACACAGAGUACGAUGGGGAGCCGCGGCUGAAACGUAAGCCGACCACGUCGUCUGCACGACCGCGACGUCUGUCAGAGGUCGAUAUACGCGACUCAAAGAAACCCAUACCGGACGCUACGUCAUUCUUCGUAUUUUCCAAGACCAACAGCUAUUGCCAUCUUUUUCUAUCUCACGAAGAUGGCGACCAGUGCGAAGAGGAGGGGACGCUAGUAACCGCUAGACCCCGGAGGGUUUCAGAACUGAAUAUGCCAAAUCAGACGCCGCCAAUACCCAACGCUAGUAGUUUCUUCGUAUUCUCACCGACAAACAGGUUCAGAGUGCUUUGCUACAAGCUUUCCGCGUCAUCGACCUUUGGGAAUAUUAUCCUCGUCUGUAUCCUGUUCUCGUCCGCCAUGUUGGCUGCUGAAGAUCCGUUGGAUGCAGCACAAAGGGGUUUCAGGAAUUGGCUGUUGAGCCAGUUCGACAUGUUCUUCACGGGGAUCUUCACGCUGGAGCUGUUCCUGAAGCUGGUCACCUACGGCCUGGUGCUGCACCCGGGCGCAUUCCUGCGCUCCGCCUUCAACGUCCUCGACAUGCUGGUCGUUUGUGUCUCGCUCAUCUCCAUGAGCUUUAAGUCUGGUAGUAUAUCUGUAGUGAAAAUUUUGCGAGUGUUCAGGGUGUUGAGGCCACUUAGGGCCAUCAACAGGGCCAAGGGCCUUAAGCACGUUGUUCAAUGCGUGAUCGUUGCCAUCAAAACGAUCGGCAACAUUUUAUUGGUAACGUCCUUACUACAGUUCAUGUUUGCCGUCAUGGGAGUACAAAUGUUCAAGUUAUUUAAGGGGAAAUUUUUUAGAUGUAAUGACAUUUCUAAAAUGACUAAGGAGGAAUGUCAGGGGACAUAUUUAGUGUUUGAGAAUAGGAACUAUGUCGUAAGAGAUAGAGAGUGGAGAAGAAAUGAUUUUCAUUUCGACAAUGUUAUGAAGGGGAUGCUUACGUUGUUUACGGUUUCGACCUUCGAAGGCUGGCCAGGGUUAUUAUACGUGUCUAUAGAUUCGAACGCAGAGGAUCGUGGCCCCAUAACAAACUUCCGUCCAAUUGUAGCAGCUUACUAUAUUAUUUAUAUUAUUAUAAUUGCCUUCUUCAUGGUAAAUAUAUUCGUCGGUUUCGUCAUAGUGACAUUCCAAAACGAGGGUGAGCAGGAGUAUAAAAACUGCGAGCUUGACAAGAAUCAAAGGAAUUGCAUAGAGUUCGCUUUAAAGGCCAAACCGAUUAGAAGGUACAUCCCCAAGCACCGCAUCCAGUACAAGGUGUGGUGGUUCGUCACCUCGCAGCCGUUCGAGUACGCGAUCUUCGUGCUUAUCAUGAUCAACACCAUCACACUCGCGAUGAAGUACCACAACCAGUCGGCGGAGUACAGCAAGGCGCUGGACUUGCUCAACAUGCUGUUCACUGCGGUCUUCGCACUCGAGUUCAUAUUUAAGCUGGCUGCUUUCAGGUUUAAGAACUACUUCGGCGACGCGUGGAACACGUUCGACUUCAUCAUCGUGCUGGGCAGCAUCAUCGACAUCGUCGUCUCCCAAGUAAACGAGCUCAAGAACCAGGGAAAUGGAAUGCCAAGGGCCCACGUCGUGAAGGAAAGCUCGAUCCCAUCGAUCAAUUUCUUCCGAUUGUUUCGAGUGAUGAGACUGGUCAAACUGCUGUCGAGAGGCGAAGGCAUCCGCACCCUAUUGUGGACUUUCAUCAAGUCCUUUCAAGCACUGCCCUACGUCGCACUGCUCAUUUUAAUGCUGUUCUUCAUCUAUGCCGUCGUUGGUAUGCAGGUGUUCGGAAAAAUAGCGAUAGAUGACGACACUCCUAUAACGCGAAACAACCACUUCCAAACGUUUCCUCAGGCUAUCCUAGUUUUAUUUCGCUCUGCUACCGGUGAGGCUUGGCAGGACAUAAUGAUGGGCGUCUCGCCCGAGCCGGAGGUGAAAUGCGACAAAAACUACGACGAAGAAGGGGAAGACAGCGGUGGCACUUGCGGCAGUGUCCUCGCCUUUCCAUACUUCAUAUCAUUCUACGUUCUCUGUUCCUUUCUGAUCAUCAAUCUUUUCGUCGCCGUCAUUAUGGAUAACUUUGACUAUUUAACCAGAGACUGGUCAAUAUUGGGACCACACCACUUAGAUGAGUUUAUAAGGUUAUGGAGCGAAUACGAUCCCGAUGCUAAGGGUCGAAUCAAACAUUUAGAUGUAGUUACUUUGUUAAGAAAAAUAAGCCCACCUCUAGGUUUCGGCAAGCUGUGCCCGCACCGGGUGGCCUGCAAGCGGCUCGUGUCCAUGAACAUGCCACUCAACUCCGACGGCACUGUCCUCUUCAACGCAACCCUGUUCGCCGUCGUGCGCACCUCGCUGAAGAUCAAAACGGAAGGCAAUAUAGACGACUGCAACACGGAACUAAGGGCGGUUAUAAAGAAAAUCUGGAAGAGAACAUCACCGAAGUUGCUGGAUCAAGUUGUGCCACCGCCAGGUGAUCCCAACGAGAUUACCGUCGGAAAGUUCUACGCCACCUUCCUAAUCCAGGACUAUUUCAGAAGGAAUCACGCGUUCAAAAAGAGGAAGGAGCAGGAGAUGAGACAGAGCGACGAGCAGAACCACCAAAUGACGCUGCAGGCUGGACUGCGCACACUCCACGAAGCCGGUCCGGAGCUGAAGCGAGCCAUCUCUGGAAACCUGGAUGACAUCAACGCUGAUACGGAUAUCCCUAUGCACAGGAGGAACCACUCACUGUUCGGAGGCGUCUGGUCAAGUAUACGACGGCACGGACCGAACAAACACUUUAAUAAACAUCGGAAACACGGCGAGACCCCCGCAGAAGGAGUUGGCAAUCACUUGAGUUCGAUGAUGCAGAAGGAGUAUGGAGUGGGACCACUGCCACUUGCACCAAAUUUGGCUAACGGUCAAACUAAAGAACAGAUACCCCUGCGUCCGCUGAUACUAAACGGGGAAUCGGAGAAAAUCUACCAGGUGCUAGACAACCAGAGAUCGAACUACCCGGAGAUGCUCGGCCAGAUCGGGCUCGCGUUCGGCUGCGUCAACUACCUGUCGGCGGCGGAGGGGGGCGCGCGCGCGUCGCGGCAGCGGGUGCGGCCCGAGCCGGCGCCGGCCGCCGCGGCCGCCGAGCCGCCGGAGGGCAUCCGGCCGAAGAUCUCGCCGCUGCUGGCGGCCGAGUGCGCGCCCGCCGCGGAGGCGCGCGCCAUGACGCUGUACGGCUACAACGCGGCGGCGCGGCUGCCGUUCGCGUUCUCGCACGCGCGCGAGCGGGCGCGCGGGCGGCGCGGCCGGCGCGCAGGUCGGAUGGUGCGCAGCGCCUCCUCGGGCGCGGCCACGCAUGCGCCGCCCGCCCGCAAUGUAGAGCGCCCGUCGCCAGGUCCGCACGGAGCCCCGCCGCCCGCCGCACGCCCUCUUUUCCUCUUCACUUAUCUCCUCCUGUCGUCCUCUCGCCCCUCCCUAUCGUGCCGUUGGCUCGAAAUUUGCGACUUCUGGCCGAGUACCGCUGGCGGUGACAAUUGCGUGCGCGGCGUGGUCUCCUUGCCGGGCAGCCCGCGGGGCAACAGCGGCCCGGUGCCGGUCGUCGGGUCAGCUGAGAGCCUCGUCACGAGGGUGUUAGCUGAGCAGGGCCUCGGCGCGUACUGUGACCCGGAAUUUGUGAGGAACACGUCAAGAGAGAUGCAAGAGGCACUGGAAAUGACCCAGGAGCAAAUGGACAGAGCCGCACAUCAGUUAAUGAUACAAGAGAGAAAUUUAAAGCAAGCGCACAACCAACAAUCACAAGUUGGCGACAUCAUAGCUCGCCAGUACCAUCCCUUCCACCAGCCCGCCACGAUGCCGCCGCCGCCCUUCAAGCGGUUA
Iphiclides podalirius (scarce swallowtail) is the source of this 6252-nucleotide messenger RNA. Lineage: Eukaryota; Metazoa; Arthropoda; Insecta; Lepidoptera; Papilionidae. The record is from the annotation of a GenBank genome assembly.